Messenger RNA from Eupeodes corollae, 4885 nucleotides. It is a transcript of the gene xmas, whose product is annotated as protein xmas. Gene Ontology annotation, cellular component: transcription export complex 2; cytoplasm; nucleus. The record is from RefSeq and is a predicted model, not a curated record. The coding region runs from base 145 to 4758 and encodes 1537 amino acids. Gene Ontology annotation, molecular function: RNA binding. NCBI's taxonomy places the organism in Eukaryota, Metazoa, Arthropoda, Insecta, Diptera, Syrphidae. The transcript is spliced from 3 exons. Gene Ontology annotation, biological process: mRNA export from nucleus.
CUUCGGCGAUUUCUUGAUCAAAAUUACAACACCAAGCCAAAAAUUACAUAUUUUUUAUUUGUUUUAUUUUAAAAUCACGACAUAAAGAGUCUUAUUUUAUUUAUUAUUUGGUUAAUAUUGUUAAUGUAAAAUCAAUCAUUUACUAUGUCCGACGAUGAUGAUUGUCAAAUUAUUGAAAGCAACACAAAUUACAAAUCAAUUACGUGCGAAAAGAUUCCUGAACUUUUCCUAGACAAACUUAUUGCAAAGAAACACUUUGGAAAAUAUGGCAAAAUAUCGAGAUUCAUAUUGCGACCCAAUCGCUUUUGCUGCACCGUAGACUACGAACGUGAAGAAGACGCCGCCAAUGCUCUGCGCAAUGGAACAGUAUUCAAUGGACAAGGAUUCGAUAUCCGGUAUUCACAGCACGAGGUGGGUCAUGUGCAGAACACAGAAGAAUGGGUCGAUCCGGAUGUUCAGGCCGAGCUGGACAUCAUGGGCAAUCACGCUAGAAGGAUGCCAACUCAGGCUCCAAAGCUUCCACCUCCUCAGCAACCGCCUGCCAGGGUAAUAAGACAGAAGGCUCCCAAGAGCUACCCUGCCCCAGCAGAGCCAGCAGCAGCACCCGCUCAAAGAAUUAUCCCGAGUUCUGUGCGGGCCGAAUUGGAGGCCAUUUUAAGAAAACCUGCCAACAACGAUGAAGACAAGUAUCGCAUUCUUGAUGCGCGAGACAAACUCAUCCGACUGACCACAGUCCGGACCACAGACAUCAAAAAAGUUGUUAGUAUCAAGGGCACCUGCCCGGACAUGUGUCCGGAGAAGGAACGUUUUAUGCGCGAGUUCCAACACCAGGUGUCCGGAUUUGAAAUGGAAGAGGGCGGCAGUCGCAGUGAGAUGAACCACAACAUCGCCAUCAAGGAGUACUCGAGAAGCAGUGCCGACCAAGAGGUCCCACUCGCCCACGAGCUGCGCCCGGAGGGGGUGCUCAAAAUGACCAUGCAGUACCUGAUGCACCGCAUCAUGGGCUUAUGUGACAUAGCCGAUUUGAACAUCGGCGACUGGUUCCACUUCGUUUGGGACCGAACGCGAAGUAUACGCAAAGAUAUAACACAGCAAGAACUGUGCUCCAUUGGGGCAGUGGAGUUGGUCGAACAGUGCGCUCGAUUUCACAUACACUGCGCAGCCCGCCUGGUGGCCGAAGACCCCUCGGUGUUCGAUCAGAAGAUCAACACCGAGAACCUCACCAAAUGUCUCCAGACCCUCAAAUACAUGUACAACGAUCUGCGCAUCAAAGGUAUCCGCUGUGAGAACGAGGCCGAAUUUCGCGGUUUCAUUGUGCUCCUCAAUCUGAACGACGCCAAUUUCCUGUGGGAACUGCAAGACCUCCCCGAAGAGAUUCAAAAUUCCAAAGAAGUCCGCUCCGCCAUAAGCUUCUACAAAUGCAUGGAAAGCAACAACUACGUGCGGUUCUUUAACCUCGUGCGGAAGACUUCGUACAUGAACGCCUGCAUUCUGCUGCGGUAUUUCACUCAGGUCCGUCUGAAGGCGACUAAGAUGAUAAUUAAGGCGUACAACUGGCCAAGACAUUCGGUUUCCCUCCCUCUUGGUCAUUUGAUUAAGAUCCUGGGAUUUGAACAUGAAGAUGCUGCCUUGGACUUCUUCUCGUACUAUGGACUCGAGUGCGACGUAGAAAUGGUGCGCUUGGAUAAGAAGGCGUUCGAAGAGCCUGACGUUCCAGUCCUGAUGGAUCGAGCUUUUGAGGUAGUCGAGUCGAAACGACAAGUAGGUGUAGGCGAAGCGGUAUGCGGCCGUCCUCUUGACUCGCCGAAAAUUUUCGAAGACCAUCAGCCCCACGACAGUUUCGACGCGAAUGGCUACCUUCGCUUUGAAUCGUUCACCGCAGAGGACCAACUCAGGGACGAUGGAGCCGGGGGAGGCGCUUCGAAGGCUCCCCAUCGCCCAAUGUCGGAUAAGAUCUUCAAAAUUCCAGUUGUUUCGCCACCCAUGACGCCCAAACAAAAACUCAAAGCCAUGUUCUCCAACACAAGUCCCAAGGAGGACUCCAAUGAAUUUAAACUCCUACCCACCCCCACCGCCAUACCUACAACAGUAUCAGACUCUAUCUUUAACCAACCAUCAUUCAACAACCCACCGUCCAACCAUACGCACCAAGGUUCAUCCAUUUUCAAAAUCCCCUUGCCAGCACCUCCAGUUCAAGCUCCCAAUGAGGCUUCUGCAUCAAUAUUCGGCAGCAGUUCGAGUUUCCACAACAGUUCCGAGAAACCAAGAAGCAUAUUUGGAGGAUUUACAAAUGACCCAGAGCCUCCCAAAGCUAUCACGAAUAUCUUUGGUUCCGCAACUCAGUCGUUCGGCAGUGAUAAUAUCUUCCAGCAUUUCAACUCGAAGCCCCUGGAACUCGAUUUGAUGCAACCAAAACCAGACAAACAACAUGAGUUGCAGGAGCAGCAGGCCGCGGAAGAAAGACGCCGUCAGCGAGAAAAAGAGGAAACAGCCAGACGGAGAGAAAUCGAAGAAUUAGAACGCCAACGGAAAAUCCUAGAAGAGCAGACAAACCAGAAGCGUCUGGAAGAGAAGCAUCGCAGAGAUACGAUCGCUCAUGUGGAAAAGAACUCCGAGAGAAUCCUUCUGCAACUACUGGACGAAGUACAAAAUGAACAACUAAGGAAAAUAGCCUCCACUGAGCUGCAGAACCACCAGUGCCUGGACAAGCUGACGGAGAGUGUGAUUUCAGAAUGCAUUGUGGACUUCAUAAAACAAGUCCACACCAAUGAGUUGACCAUAAUGAAGCGGGAUCAAUCACUACUCUACAGAUACUUCCACAGGUGGCGUGACAUGGCUCAUAAGAAGCGGACACACCGGGAGCUAAUCGAGACGUUUCCCAUUUGGAUGACCACCGACACUCUGGACGAACAAGCACGGAAGAUAGCACAUCCCAGACAAACCGAGAACCUGCAGAUGAUCAAACGAUACCGUUUUGGUCUUCCCUGUGACUUCACAGCGCUCCUUGGAAGCGAUGACCUCAAUCCACCGAUCGACAUGUUUUCUUGCCUAAGGCGAAACUUCAAAGACUCCCAGAACCAACUACCCACGGGCUUCCUGAAGCGAAGGAAAUACUUCAAACUGGUCAUAUCCCUCCCUGGGGAGCGGGACGAACUGCCCGGCUUCAAUUCAUAUGCCAGCAAUUGGCUGGAACAGAAUGUCUCAAGAAAGUCCUCCGAAUCGAGUCCAGCAUUCCUAUGCAGCUGUGAGAGCGAUUUGGCGCUGUGUGUCCGGAAAAUAUCCUGCAUCGUUCCCAUGAACGAAGAAAAUCAAAAAGUGCGCCAGGAAUGUGACAAUGCAAGUGCAGUAAUCUUCAUGAUGGCCGCCGGCAAGUCCCAUAACUCAAGAAAACGCCUCCAUCAUCUGCUCAAGCUGUCCAGGAUUUAUCAGGCUAUUCCAGUUGCCAUAAUACUAUUCACUCCUACCAAUGCCACUCCACAACAACCACCGGAUCUUCAUCUGGAAUCCCUAGAGACCGAUGGGAAGAUAUCAAACUUCCAGGUGUUCCACAGCAACGACCACAGCAUGAAACAGAACUUUCAGAAAUCCCUCGUGUUUUUGGCCAAAAACGAAAACUCCACCUGCCCACUUGAGGCUCAGAGUAUUGAAGGAUUCCUCAACACAUGCCUGGGGGACGAACUCUGGCGGAAGCUUCACAAAUCCUGGACUGUGAAUCCGUCGUUUAGGAAAAUCUGUUCCACUCCGAAGUUCCUCAUUGGAAUUUAUAAUUUAGGCAUCGAAAGUCUGAUACAAGUAAUCGACGAGGACUUCCAAGACUACCCGGAAUUCCCCGAAGAACUGAGGCAGUUUGUUCCAGGAGCUAAGUUCGACAUUCCUGUUGGGUUGGAACAGUUCCCCGAGGACUGGAAGAACAUCAAUAGGGUGAAAAAAAUUUUGGAUUUCCUCCACAGUCUUAAGCUCCCACCUCCGCCAAAGGGAGACUUUCCUCGAGAAAUCGAUGAUCUCGAGUUAUGGCUUCUGAAUUACACCAGCGCAUGCAUUCCCAACGAUGAUGAUUUGGCCACAAAAGCCGGUUACAAUUCCAUAAAGUGUCUGAUUGAAGAACUCAACCACGAGAGUCUUCAAGACAUGGAAUUGGAUCAGCGUUUAAAUUGGAUUUCUUGGCUGCCUGUUGUGAGAGAAGUGGCCAUAGCUGUAAUGAACCAGCAAUGGAUGGACCGCAGCAGUAGAUUACCCCGUGAAGUCAUAUACAAUCGAGAUGAGUUCCUGGAAUUUCUAUCUGAGCCCUGGUGGCUCAAGAGUGAGUCAGUAAAAUCAGUUAAAAUGAUGUCCGAAGCUGAAGGCCAAACCGACGAAGAGGAGCAACCCCAACUGGACAUAGACUCCAUAAUAGCCAGAGCAGAAAAGGCAUCCACACUUGGCGAUAACAAACUAAGACAAUUACAGAAGGAAGCAACAGAUAACACAGCAAAUCCCGAACUGACCCGGGAACUAGAUGAGACCAUUUAUAAUUUUGAAGUGAACGAGAAGUGCAGAUCGUUUGAGGGCACCAAGACGAUAAUUAUGGACGAGGAGGAAGACUCAUUGGACCUACCACCGAUGCCUAAGAAAUUCAAACAAAACUCACACACAGAAAAGUCGGAUAUUCAAGACGCAAUGGAACGCGCCUUCGCCGUUCUCAAAAAUGCAGAAGACAUAAUGGACAAAUAUUUGAGACCAUUGCAACAAAUUCGGACGCUAGACGAAGAUUAUGUUUGAAGAUUUUUUUAAUUUUAGGAAGUACUUACAGUUUGUUAGAAUAGAAAUUUAUAAAAAUAAAAGUGAGAAUAAUUGUUAAUAAAUUUAUGGGAAACGAUUCUGUUUUUAAACCAUUUGUCCUAUGGAA